Molecule: messenger RNA, 1596 nt
Organism: Megalops cyprinoides (Indo-Pacific tarpon)
Lineage: Eukaryota; Metazoa; Chordata; Actinopteri; Elopiformes; Megalopidae
Source: the annotation of a RefSeq genome assembly
GUGGCAAUCACCCGCUGAUUCUUUUCUACUAACCACAAAGACAUUGGCACCCUUUACCUAGUGUUCGGUGCCUGGGCCGGGAUAGUUGGAACAGCACUAAGUUUGCUAAUUCGGGCUGAACUAAGCCAACCCGGAGCACUACUUGGUGAUGACCAAAUCUAUAAUGUUAUCGUCACGGCACAUGCCUUCGUAAUAAUUUUCUUUAUAGUAAUGCCUAUUUUAAUUGGCGGAUUUGGAAACUGACUGGUUCCACUCAUGAUCGGAGCCCCCGACAUAGCAUUUCCCCGCAUAAAUAACAUGAGCUUUUGGCUCCUUCCACCAUCAUUCCUACUCCUACUGGCCUCUUCAGGAGUUGAAGCAGGAGCAGGAACCGGGUGGACAGUCUACCCCCCUCUUGCCGGAAACCUGGCCCACGCAGGCGCAUCCGUAGAUCUUACUAUUUUUUCCCUUCAUCUGGCAGGAGUUUCUUCAAUUUUAGGCGCUAUUAACUUCAUUACUACAAUUAUUAAUAUAAAACCACCCGCCAUAUCACAGUACCAAACACCACUAUUUGUUUGAUCAGUCUUAGUUACUGCAGUACUUCUCCUACUAUCCCUACCAGUCCUAGCGGCGGGAAUCACUAUACUUCUUACAGACCGCAACUUAAAUACAACAUUUUUCGAUCCGGCAGGAGGAGGAGACCCAAUCCUGUACCAACACCUAUUCUGAUUCUUCGGACACCCAGAAGUCUAUAUCCUGAUCCUACCAGGAUUUGGUAUAAUCUCCCAUAUUGUAGCCUAUUACGCCGGCAAAAAAGAACCUUUCGGAUACAUGGGCAUGGUUUGAGCAAUAAUAGCCAUCGGUUUGCUAGGGUUCAUUGUAUGGGCACACCACAUAUUUACAGUAGGAAUAGACGUGGACACCCGUGCCUAUUUUACUUCCGCCACAAUAAUCAUCGCAAUCCCAACCGGGGUAAAAGUUUUCAGCUGACUAGCAACCCUGCAUGGCGGGUCAAUCAAAUGAGACACACCCCUCCUAUGAGCCCUUGGGUUCAUCUUCCUAUUCACCGUGGGUGGCUUAACCGGAAUCGUCCUAGCAAACUCAUCUCUUGACAUCGUUCUACACGACACAUACUACGUUGUAGCCCACUUCCACUACGUUCUAUCAAUAGGUGCUGUAUUCGCCAUCAUAGGUGCUUUCGUCCACUGAUUCCCCCUAUUCACAGGAUACACACUCCACAGCACAUGAACAAAAAUCCACUUCGGAGUUAUAUUUGUCGGAGUAAAUUUAACCUUCUUCCCACAACACUUCCUAGGACUAGCUGGAAUGCCACGCCGAUACUCUGACUACCCGGAUGCCUACACACUAUGAAACACAAUCUCUUCAAUUGGCUCUCUCAUCUCAUUAGUGGCCGUUAUUAUAUUCCUAUUUAUUCUAUGAGAAGCAUUCGCUGCCAAACGAGAAGUUAUGGCCGUAGAGCUUACCACAACAAAUGUUGAAUGACUGCACGGCUGCCCCCCGCCUUACCACACGUUUGAAGAACCAGCCUUUGUACAAAUACAAUACACAUUUACACACCCAGACCUUCUAAACCCUAACUACUACUGACGAGGAAGG